AUGGAGGAAGGCAUGAACAUUCUCCACGACUUUGGGAUCCAGUCAACUCGCUAUCUCCAAGUGAAUUACGAAGACUCCCAGGACUGGUUCGUCUUAGUCUCUGUGAUCGCUGACCUCAGGAAUGCCUUCUAUAUUCUCUUUCCCAUCUGGUUCCAUCUUCAAGAGACUGUGGGCAUCAACCUCCUCUGGGUGGCAGUGGUCGGAGACUGGUUCAACCUUGUCUUUAAGUGGAUUCUUUUUGGACAGCGCCCGUAUUGGUGGGUCCUGGACACUGACUACUACAGCAACAGCUCUGUGCCUCUGAUAAAGCAGUUCCCUGUCACCUGUGAGACUGGACCAGGGAGUCCCUCCGGCCAUGCCAUGGGCACAGCAGGUGUGUACUACGUAAUGGUCACGUCUACUCUCGAUUUCUUUCGUGGAAAGAAAAAGCCAACAUAUGGAUUCAGGUGUUUGAACAUCAUCCUGUGGUUGGGAUACUGGGCUGUGCAGCUGAACGUCUGUCUGUCCCGGAUUUACCUUGCUGCUCACUUUCCCCACCAGGUUGUGGCUGGAGUCUUAUCAGGUAUUGCCGUGGCUGAAACUUUCAACCACAUCCGGGGCAUCUACAAUGCCAGUCUCCAGAGAUACUGUCUCAUCACCUUUUUCCUGUUCGGUUUCGCACUUGGAUUUUAUCUGCUGCUAAAAGGGCUAGGGGUGGACCUCCUGUGGACUUUGGAGAAAGCCAAGAGAUGGUGUGAGCGGCCGGAAUGGGUCCACCUUGACACUACACCCUUUGCCAGCCUCUUCAAAAACCUGGGGACCCUCUUGGGGUUAGGGCUGGCCCUCAACUCCAGCAUGUACCGGAAGAGCUGCAGGGGAGAACUCCGCAAGUCGCUCCCGUUCCGCUUUGCCUGCAUUGUGGCCUCCUUGGUCCUCCUGCAUCUCUUUGACUCUCUGAAGCCCCCAUCCCAGAUUGAGUGGAUCUUCUACAUCUUGUCUUUCUGCAAAAGUGCAACAGUCCCCUUUGCAUCCGUCAGUCUUAUCCCUUACUGCCUAGCCCGGGUCCUGGGACAGACACACAAGAAGUUUUUGUAA
Arvicanthis niloticus (Nile rat) is the source of this 1074-nucleotide messenger RNA. RefSeq names its product glucose-6-phosphatase catalytic subunit 1 (gene G6pc1). Gene Ontology annotation, cellular component: membrane. Gene Ontology annotation, biological process: gluconeogenesis; glucose 6-phosphate metabolic process. The record is from RefSeq and is a predicted model, not a curated record. Lineage: Eukaryota; Metazoa; Chordata; Mammalia; Rodentia; Muridae. Gene Ontology annotation, molecular function: glucose-6-phosphatase activity.